This is a messenger RNA of Trichomonas vaginalis G3, 249 nucleotides long. Its product is annotated as protein of unknown function, DUF4106 family. The coding region runs from base 1 to 249 and encodes 82 amino acids. NCBI's taxonomy places the organism in Eukaryota, Parabasalia, Trichomonadida, Trichomonadidae. The transcript has a single exon. The record is from RefSeq and is a predicted model, not a curated record.
AUGGACACAGACACAGGCAUGCACCAAAACCAACACAACAACCAACACAACAACCAACAGUUCAAAACACUGCACCACAACCAACAGUUCAAAAUCCAGCACCACAACCAACAGUUCAAAAUCCAGCACCACAACCAACAGUUCAAAACACUGCACCACAACCAACAGUUCAAAACACUGCACAGCAACAACCACAAACAGAGCAAGGACAUAAAAGAAGUAGAGAACAAGGAAACCAAGAAUUCUUAA